Messenger RNA from Lytechinus pictus (painted urchin), 1365 nucleotides. RefSeq names its product axin-1-like. Gene Ontology annotation, biological process: positive regulation of protein kinase activity; cell development; negative regulation of canonical Wnt signaling pathway. Gene Ontology annotation, cellular component: nucleus; beta-catenin destruction complex; plasma membrane. The record is from RefSeq and is a predicted model, not a curated record. Gene Ontology annotation, molecular function: molecular adaptor activity; protein kinase binding; beta-catenin binding. Lineage: Eukaryota; Metazoa; Echinodermata; Echinoidea; Temnopleuroida; Toxopneustidae. The transcript has 2 exons.
AUGAGUCUGGAAGUAUAUAGGUUCUUAGCUGAUAGCGGAGGGAGUCAGCUUUCGGAACGACCUCCAGUACCUGGAGAAGAGACUGAGGAUAGAGGUAGUGUAUCGUCAUGUGUUAAAAGUGGGAAGCAAAGUGACCAGUCAGCAGGUACUCCAAGACGGUCAAAUUUGAAGGAUGCCGCUAUUAAACGGGUGAGGAAUGUUGGAAGGGGCACCACUUGGUUUCGAACCACAAGGUUCUGUGACGCCGCCGCCGCAUCUGUGACGCUGCUGUACACAAGAUGGACAGAAUCCUUGCAUGUAUUGCUUUCGGACGAGGAUGGGAUUCAGCUUUUCAAACACUAUCUUAUUCAGGAAGGUGCAGAGAACCCUCUGCUAUUCUGGCUUGCCACGCACGGAUUCAAGAAGAAGUCUGAUAGUGAUCCUGUCAGAACUGAUCUUGCGAAACUAAUUUAUAGAAGAUUUAUUAAGAAAGAUGGACAACAGGUCGUAAGACUGCAUGGCUCGACAAGGAGUCAUGUAGCAGAGUCAAUAAGAACUAACAAAGUAGACAGUGAUCUGUUUGAUGCAUCACAGAUGGAAGUAGAGGAAUACAUGCGGGAGACAUCCUAUCCUAUAUUCCUCAAGUCAGAUGUUUAUGUGCAAUAUGUGAAUAACGGUGGGGUUAGUCCUAAGAGUUCUGAAGGAUGCUCCAGUAAUGGUAGUAAUGGUCAUCCUGCACAGGCAGGAUACUUACCAACUUUGCCUGACGAUUCUGAACUUUCAGACCUUCCACAAGCGGGGUCUCUCACAGCAGAUCUCUUGUUGAGGAGUAGUCAUCACAGGCAUAAUACAGAUAGAUAUCAGGACAGGUUAUACCCUGGAUUAUUACGUAGUUACAAUCCAUAUCACCCAGGCUGUGCAGCCGUAGCUCCUGCAACAUCAAACAAUGAUUCUGAAUUACAAUCUCUCAGCAGUGAUGCUAUCUCAGAUGACACCAUGUCUCUAACAGAUUCCAAUGUGGAUGGUUUUCCAGUAAGGUCGAGACAGCAACAGAAGAGGAGACAAAAGCGUAAUAUGAAAUAUAAUAUCAGAUAGAAUGGAAAAGUAAUGACACAUCUUCCUUGUCCGCGUGCUCAUCCUAGAGAAUUACCACCAACAGACCUGGUUGAAUUCGCAAAGAAGUUAACUGAGAAGUUAGAGAAGGUUCUUCUAGAAAGGGAAGAUAUAGAACGACUUGCUGCCAAAUUACACAAAGUUGAGGAAGAGGAACCUGAGUGUAAAACACUAGCAUCAAUGACCGUGAGGGCUCCUGGCAAGCAAAUAUUCCCCAUCCAUGAUUUUGUGGAGGAUGACCCUAAUAGUAUUCUGGAGGACCAUUAUGUCUAG